AUGGCUAAUUGGUCAGAUCAGUUCAUCCCGUACGAGAACCCUAGGCAGGGCUGCGCCGCCGUCGCAAGGGCGCCGCCGUCGCAGGGCGCCGCCGCCGCUACGUCGCCGUCUCCGGUCGCCGCGGCCGCUGCCGCCGCUACGUCGCCGUCUCCAGUGUCACCGCGGCCGCUGCCGCCGCUACGUCGCCGCGGCCGCUACGCCGCCGUCGCCAAGGCGCCGUCUCCUCGGCGCGGCGCGCCUGCAGCUCCCAAGCGCAUCCCCACAGCGGAGUGUAUGACGCCGGUGAAGAAGAAGACGCCGGUUAAGAAGAAGGCACCGGUCAAGAAGAAGAAGACGCCGGUUAAGAAGAAGACCCCGGUCAAGAAAUCAGCUGAACAAAAGGGAAACAACAAGCAAACUCAAGGUGCUGGAAAGAAACCUACAGGGAAGAACAAGAAGGUGAUUGUUACACCAUCUAUUACUGAUGCUGUACUCAAUCCAACUUUAGGAGCCAAGAGAAGUCUGCUUUGGUGGCUUGGGGGAGAUUCUGAUGCAUCUGCUGCUCCACCUCCGGCAGAUAUGCCAUCUGAUGCUCCACCUCCUUGUAAUUUGUUGUGA
This is a messenger RNA of Lolium perenne, 597 nucleotides long. Lineage: Eukaryota; Viridiplantae; Streptophyta; Magnoliopsida; Poales; Poaceae. The record is from RefSeq and is a predicted model, not a curated record.